AUGCCAAAGGGUGGAGCUUCUUCCUUGAUUCCCGUGGACGCUGGUCUACGGGGCGACCUCGAUUCGUUUCUGAGAGCGUUCUUGGAUUUGAAGUCUCAGAGAUUCUCGGACUACAAAAAGCUCUUCCAGCAUCGUAAAAUGAUCAAUCUACAUAACGGAAGAAGCGAAAGUGCUGAAAUCAUCGAGUUCAACGAGCAACUUCUCGUCCACUGCUUACCGUAUAUGGAAGAGAAUGUGUGUAUUGGAACUCCAAGAAGUCUAGAAGAACGUCUAUUCGGUCUCUAUUCUCUCUACACAUUUUUCUAUACACAACAAGUUGGACACGUUGUCAAAAUUCGAGUCGAUCCAGAUACCGCCCGAAACUUCCAUCGAUUCACUGAAUUUCUUCUGGAGAACAACAUAUUUGAUGCUUAUAUGGCAUGUCUGAAGCUUCUCGAAGACAAAGCUUUCAAACAUGUUGCAUUCGUACCAGUUUUUGAUCCAUCUCUCUUCAAACGAUUUGGUGCAAACGAUCAAAUAGAUAGAUCGAAAGCACUUGUAAAUGUCAACGAUCCACUUGUAAGAGUCAGAAUUCUUCACAGUUCGGAUGUGUUCAAAAAGCUUGGAUUAAUUCACAACGAAUACAACAGAUUGAAAAAAUCAGCUGGUGUUGAUCUGGGAGGAAUUUCAAUGAACAAUGUUCAAGACACCUGCAAACACAUUUUGGAGAACUAUUCACAAACAAUUAAGGAAGAAAAAGUUCCGUUGAUAGCAACUGUUUCACCCUCUUCUGACAAAGCAAAAGUGUCUCGUUCGCAAAUUCGAGAAAAGGCGUAUAGCUCUGAACUGAGUCUUUCAAGAUUCAGAAGACACUACACCACUGAUAAUAUUAGAAUCAAGAAGGAGAGAUUCGAGUACGAUUCGAAGGAAGAGAAAAACAUUGAAGCGAAUCCAGAGAAACACCUGAAAAAAGUUGGCAUCAUCAAAACUGAAUCGUUGGAAUACAAAAAAGCUUCCCAAAUCAAGCGAGAAACAAAAAUCAAUACUCUUUCUCAGUCAUCGAAAGCGGAGAGUAUAACUGUCAAAAAGGAGGUGUCACAUUCAGUUGAGAUGAAUGUGGAAUUUCCUGUUGCUCAUUGCUUGAAAAGUAUUCUGAAGAAGUCGCCGAUAAAAAAGAAGAACAAUGGUCUGAGAGUCACAAUUAAAGAAGAACCAGAAUAUGAAAGAGAGUGGGCUCAAUUUUUCGAUUCUUCUGGAACCGAAGAGAACAACGGGUCGCCAGCUCCAAAAAAGGCGAGAAAACCAAUUAAAACUGAGACACCAGACGAAACUAAUGAGGAAAUAACAGGGGAAAACACAAAUGAUUCAAUCACAUCGGGGACUUUCAUCGCUGCUUCUAUUGUUGCAACUUCAGAUAAUGAUGUUCGAUCUGCUCUAGAAACUAAAAAAGUCAUAAAAAUUGAACCGAUUCACGAUCAUUUGGAUCAACUGGAGGAAACGACGUCGACUUCUGGAUUGCAGAGAUGUGUCGUCGACAAUGAUUAUGAAUGUGCGAAUGAAGAGAUUCACGAUUUUUUCGGCGAUGAAGACAUUGAACUCCUAUCGGAUGACGAAAGAAAUGUGAGCAUGAGCAUUGAUUUUUAA
This is a messenger RNA of Caenorhabditis remanei, 1623 nucleotides long. RefSeq lists its product as uncharacterized. Gene Ontology annotation, cellular component: snRNA-activating protein complex. The transcript has 7 exons. NCBI's taxonomy places the organism in Eukaryota, Metazoa, Nematoda, Chromadorea, Rhabditida, Rhabditidae. The coding region runs from base 1 to 1623 and encodes 540 amino acids. The record is from RefSeq and is a predicted model, not a curated record. Gene Ontology annotation, biological process: snRNA transcription by RNA polymerase II; snRNA transcription by RNA polymerase III. Gene Ontology annotation, molecular function: sequence-specific DNA binding.